This is a messenger RNA of Aphanomyces invadans, 603 nucleotides long. RefSeq lists its product as hypothetical. The coding region runs from base 5 to 571 and encodes 188 amino acids. The record is from RefSeq and is a predicted model, not a curated record. NCBI's taxonomy places the organism in Eukaryota, Oomycota, Saprolegniomycetes, Saprolegniales, Verrucalvaceae. The transcript has 5 exons.
CACAAUGGGGGGGACGCUCAACGAUGCUCUCGCGAGGCUGCACAAGAAGCAUGCCGAGGUCCAAGCGGUGGUGAAUGACAUGCAUUCAAUGCUCAAGUUGGAAGUGGAAGAAGGGCAACAGCGCAAGCUUCAGAUGACGAUGCAGCAACAACAAUUUGAGCGACAAAAGCGUAAAUGGGCUGAAGAGGCCGAAGACUUAAGGAGAAGUAUUGCAACGUCAGCGACCGUGGCUCGUGAGAAUGAUGCUCAACUCAACAUAUCUCGGAUGCGAAUAGAUGCUGCCCAACAGGAGAAGGCUGUAUUGCAGGAAACCUUACGCGAACGCGAGCAAUUUAUCUCGAGCGUGCUUUCCGAUAAGGAAAACACGUUCAAAUUUAAAGUACAAGAAUUCGUCAAAUACCAAGCACCUGACACCGAUGAGGCAAGCCAACGAAAAUUCUCAGUUGAUCAAAUGGAGCAAAUUCGCAUGGCGUCGAAAUAUUUGGAUUCGUACGCGGCCGACGUCUCCAAAGCGAUCAAUGAAUGUAACAGCGUCCAUAUCGUUGGCAACAACAUUUCUGACCUCAGAUGAAAGUGGCAAGAGAAGUUCGAUCGAUAGAGGAG